Molecule: messenger RNA, 4975 nt
Organism: Sebastes umbrosus (honeycomb rockfish)
Lineage: Eukaryota; Metazoa; Chordata; Actinopteri; Perciformes; Sebastidae
Gene: npat
Product: nuclear protein, ataxia-telangiectasia locus
Exons: 17
Coding region: 162-4271 (1369 amino acids)
Cellular component (GO): nucleus
Molecular function (GO): protein binding; transcription coregulator activity
Source: RefSeq, a predicted model, not a curated record
CAACUGUCCCAGACAGACAGGACGUCGCCUUCCACAAUAACAAAAUCAAAAUUUGACUUUGACGCUUUUACAACGGAUUUCUGAGAGACUUUUUUCCUGAAUAUGUAGCUACCUAUAGCUAACUAAUCACUCUUUAUAUAUCAAGUAAAAAGGCAGCCGCUAUGUUGCUACCGUCCGACGUCGCUCGGCUUGUUUUGGGUUACCUCCAACAAGAGGGACUGUCCUCCACAACCAUAGCUUUCAUCCAUGAGUGCCCAAAUCUGAAGGAGUAUGCAGAACACACCACUGAAGAUGGGACUAUUCCUGCUUGUGUUUUUGUAAGUUCUAUCUUUGGGAAAGGCCUGACAACCAUCUUAAAUGAGUAUGUGGCUGCCAAAACAAAAGAGUCUUGUCAUGAGGUACCUGCCAUGAUGACUUCCCUGUGGAAAAAGCUGGAUUUUACUCUCAACCAGAUCAAGUCAUUGCAGAAUUCCCCCGCUAUAUCAGCAUAUCAAAGAACACGUUCACGCAUUGGAAUGGCAAACAUGGCUAGACAGCGGGUCUUGGCCGUGGCUUCAGCUGGUGGCGUCGUCUGCUCAUCAGUUUCUGAAACGAGCUCGCUCAUCAGCCCAUCACACAUCUCCCACAACAUGCUCGGCCACUCCACUCCCGUGAGCUACACUGCCACGCACGCUCGCCCAGCUACCGGCAGCGGCACCCAGCAGCAGAUUCAUGAUGUCAGCCGAUUACUAAAUACACCCAGGGGUUCACCUAUACAGAUAAUUGUUUCAGAACCUCGGCUAAAUCCAGGCCCAAUGUCUCCUGCACGACGGAAAUGGGACACCCCCAGGAAGAGAGGUGGUGCUCAGAUUGGGUCCAGUAUCCCUGGCAGAUGUGCAAUGACUGUCAAUACCCCCAAUGCAGAACCCCAACCUGAAGAAGGCGUAGAUGAGAACUUUCCCCAGCUUGUGAUACAAAAUGCACGUGACAAGAUAUUGGGGGACAGAUCGCUACAAGAGAAGCUAGCUGAAAACAUCAACAAAAUCCUCGCCAAUGAACCAAUGCCCCAAGCACCUAAGGCCCCUUCAAGUACAGUGGAGGCAGACCAGUCUAUAGAUGAAAUCCUGGGAUUACAGGGGGAAAUCCACAUGAGUGACGAUGCCAUCCAUGACAUUUUGGAGCAGACUGAGUCCGACCCAGCUUUUCACGCCCUCUUUGAGCUCUUCGAUUACAAUAAAACCAGAUUAACUGAUGGUGAACCAGCGGAUGGAGAUAUUAGCAGUAGUCCAGAAGAGAGCGACGCUGCUGGACCUUCAUCUACAGUCGGACCCCUUCAGAGUGAUGAUCCAGGCACUACACACACCGAUGCUAACGCUUCGGAUACAACAGUGAAGAUGAGAGGUGGACAAGAGCGUAAAACCAGAAAGUCUACUGCUCCCAUCUUGUUAAAGAAAACAGCUCUUAACCCCGGCGGCAGAGCAUCCAGAAUUGAAAACAGUUCAGCCAAAUUGUUAGUGAGUCAUGGGGAUCACCAAGGCGUCUCAUCUGCUGCAGUGCUCUCAAACAGAAAAGAAAAUAACUGUGUUUUUGUAACGCCGAUGGACAUUGAUGAACCGUUGAAUACGCCUCCCCCUCCUUUUGACUGUAUGGCCACAAGGGACAGCCCCUCCAUCACAGCUGACCCCAGUGAAUCAACCAUUCUUCCCUCUGCUGCAUUUGCUGUGCUGACAUCUAAUGUUGACAGAAAACAGGAACAUAAACAAGCACAAGGAUCUGAAGUGCAACCUGCUCCCUCUGCUUUUUUGUUUCCUUUACAAGUUGAACUAAACAACACUCCAACGCCGACUGCUGACCUACCUCAUAUGUCACUUUCAAGCAGUGAAAGAGAUGCUCUACCGGGGUCGACUCUCUUAGUAACAUCUGUAUCUGCCUCUUGCACAUCUCCUUCUAGCAGUGCCACAGUUAUAACUGUACCUGCCACACCUUCACCAGAGUCCACAGCAGCACCUGGCUCACCCACAUCUGCUUCUACCUCUGCAACGCUUACAGCUACACCUGCCUCAUCCUCACCUGCCUCACCCGCAUCCUCCUCCUCUUGUGCGUCAGUUGUUGCAGCACCCGAUCCUCCGACCGUCAACCACACCACCCCAAGCAAGGCCGCAGCUGAUAACAGUGAUAUAGUUUCUUUGGAGAUCAUCAUCAGCGAUAACCAGGAUGAGAAUUCUUCCAGUAACACGGCUUUGAAUCCGUCAAUUUCUUGCAUUUCUGGAGAGAAGAUACCCACCAUCUAUCUUUCCUCUCCAGCUAAGCCCUCUGGAGUCCCUGGCACACCAAAGGCCAACUUGGAUGAGGCAGCACAGGCAGUUAGUGGCUUACAAAGCUCUGAGGCACAUGCUAGUCCUCUCCGCUGUAAGGCUGGGGCAGUAGUCACAUCCCCAUUAACAGGGACAUCACAGGCACAGCAAAACUACAUAAUUCAACUACCCCUGGACACCACUAACGCGGCCCUCCAAGGAGCCACUGCCAGCUAUAUCCUUGUGACUGAAUCCCCGAAUAAAGAUGCUCAAACCAGACAAUUGCUACUGUCUCCUGGUGUCUCAAAGGGACAAUCUUUGCCCACCAACCAGUUUGGGGUGACCACACCAACUCGCUCUCGAGGCUACUCCACCGGGCCAACACUCAUCUUACCAUCACCUGUUGUUAAGCCUGUGAUGCUCCCUGUUUCUGUUAUGGGGCCGAAUACUCUGGGGAAGGUCCAUAUGGUGUCCAAUCAGCUUGUUGCCAUAUCAAACCCAGUACCGGUACAGCAGGCAGAGCCCAAGUCUCCCACAAUGGCAACCAAACGGUCACCUGCUGGCACUGAGCAACACCUGGUUGGUAAAUUGGUUCAACCUGGAAACACAGGCCAGCAGGAUACAGCGAUGGGUCCUAGACAUAAGAGAAUUUUAUGUUUUGACCGUAAUGCAGAAGUUCAACCACAAACUGCUAAAACAACAAGAACCACCAAACCUCCAGCUCCAAAUACAUCACAAACUGUCCAGCAGACUGAGAAAGAUGACACACAGUCGGUGAUUCGAAAAACACCUACUAUCUUGGGUGCCAACAAGCCCAAGAGGAGGAUAGAGACUGUCAGAUGCUCAGCAGAUCCCCAGACUGGAGGUGGCUUCAUGAAGGAGGCAGAGAAGUCCACGCCUCCACAACAGCACCAGAAAAAUCUUCUUAAAAAGAGCUCUCAUAAACAAGAUCAUAGCACCAAUAAUCAAGAGUCUCACCGUGCAAGUACCAGCAGGGUUGAUGCCUCACAGCCUGAGACUUUGAAAAAGUCUGAAUCGGGAAGGAGAUCAAAAUCUAUUGACAGGAAACACAAUCAUGAUAAGGAUGGUGAUGGUGAUGGAGCAAAAGCUAAGGAUUUUCGUACUUCUAGGUCUUUGUCCUCUGAGUCUGCACUGAAAUCAGGAAGUAGAAAGGAGAAAGAGGAGAGCAGCAGGAAAGAACCUGCAGAAAAAGCUCCUGGCAAGUCACGUGAGGGGCGUACAGAAAAGAGGACUCCCACUCAGGAGAUGCCCAAUGUGACAGCGAACAAGGAGAAUGAAAUGAAGGGAAGCUUGCAAGAGUCAACACCUUCAUCCUCAGCUUUAAGAGACUUUAGCCCUCCAGCUGCCACCCAGCCUGCAUCUACUCCUCAGUCCAAGGCUACAAAAGCACCCUCGAAGACCAGCUCUCUGGCCAAGCAGGCAGCUGAGAUGCUGCAGGACAUCCAGGGGCUCAACUCUCCUCCCACCCCAGUCAAGAGGCCUGGAGCGGGCAGUUCAGACCACAGUCUUCCCCGGACCCCUGGGACUGGCCGUAACCAGGAGGAGUCCGUUGACCGUCCUAGGACUCCUUCGCGUCACAAGAAAGGUAAAGAUGGAGAGGGGACUCCCAAGCGUCUAAUACCUCCCAAUACCCCAGAUGUCCCCGGCUGCAGCCCAGCCAGUGAGGCUGGAAGCGAAAACAGUAUUAACAUGGCUGCUCACACACUCAUGAUUCUUUCACGUGCUGCCAUCGCCAGGACAGGCACUCCACUGAAGGACAGUUUGCGUCAGGAAGAAGUAGGAGAACAUUCGGCCACAAGCUCAAAGAACUCUAAGAAACGCAAACAGUCUUCUCCCACAGCCAGCCCGCGUGCAAAGAAAGAGGCAAAACAAUCUCCCAGCAAAAAGACAGACCGGGAAAGGAAGAAACUUGUAGAGUGCUUUCCCAGUGACUUGGAUGUGGAUAAGUUCCUGUCUUCACUUCACUAUGAUGAGUGAAACUAGACACACCAACAGGAAGGACUACCAUAUCACAACCUGCUUAGGUUACUAUCCAGGAAUAGAUCAAGCCAUCUGCUAAACCAGUGCCUAUGGUUCCUAUUAGUAACCUUGCCCGAGACCUUAUAAGCUGUAAUGUCUUCUUCAGCCAAUGAGGGACUUUGAUUUGGUUGAUGAGCUUCCAGUGUUGGUGAUCUGAAUAAAAGCCUGUUAGAUGCAGCAGAAGUAGGGCAACCAUGGCACUUUGUUGUAUUAUUUUUUUUUUUAUCCUCAUGCUCACUUCUGUUUAAAUUAUCAUUGUUUUGUACUACAACUGACACAUUUGUUGUGGGGCAUGUUGACAUAAUGGGUGCGUGUUGAUAAAAUGGUGACACAAAGCAUUUUUUCUUGGUCAAUAUUUGACUCUUAGUUUGAUAAAUCCAGCUAACACUGACAUGUUUGUAUGUAAAAAAAAUGUGUUUUGGAAUAGUAAUUUUUAGUAACACUGAAUGAAGAGCUCUCAUCCAUUUUAGUUUUUCAUGUUCAGAUUGAAGUCUGAUUGAAAAAUACUAAAGUAAUGUGAAGAUUAUAUUUUAUGAGAUACAUGUGUGUUUACAUAUAUAUUUUGUUCUUUAUUGUUGGUAGAAGACACACGAAAUGGCUGCAAUUGUUCAAAAUUGCGUACUCAGGCUUCAUUCAAUGUUGUAAUAAAACAAAGAAAUGGU